Molecule: messenger RNA, 491 nt
Organism: Trichomonas vaginalis G3
Lineage: Eukaryota; Parabasalia; Trichomonadida; Trichomonadidae
Exons: 1
Source: RefSeq, a predicted model, not a curated record
AUGUUGUUCUAUUUGCAAAGUACAGACCCAAACGAAUACGGGACAGUAAAACUACAAACAAACUUAGGUCUACAGAAUGAGCCACUUGCAUUCAGAAUGGUUGACUUUAAUACUAUUGCUUCAUUCGUUAUAACUGACGAAACAGAUUUCAUGGAGCUUGAAAUAGAUGGAAAGAAGCACGAAAUAAGAUUUCACAAUAAUGUAGAAUAUAAGAUGGAAACAUUAGCUGGAGUGUUAAAUGCUCUCAUAAAUACUACAAUAAACAAGGAUAACGGAGAAAACUUAAUGAAUGUUAAACUUAUUGCAGGAGUUUUGAAGUUCAGUUAUGCGAAAGAGUUUAAGAUACCAAGAAUGAGUCAUAGAGUACAACUUCUUUUGGGAGCAUACCAUAUGACAUUUCCUUUGAAAAGUGUUGACAAAACGAUUGAGAUGAAAUCUGUUCCAUACGUAUGUUAUGGCAAUUGUUUGUACAUUGAGUCAAAAAUAGCUAA